This is a messenger RNA of Lemur catta (Ring-tailed lemur), 6106 nucleotides long. RefSeq names its product solute carrier family 7 member 6 (gene SLC7A6). NCBI's taxonomy places the organism in Eukaryota, Metazoa, Chordata, Mammalia, Primates, Lemuridae. Gene Ontology annotation, molecular function: L-amino acid transmembrane transporter activity. Gene Ontology annotation, biological process: amino acid transmembrane transport. The record is from RefSeq and is a predicted model, not a curated record. Bases 286 to 1833 code for a protein of 515 amino acids. The transcript has 12 exons. Gene Ontology annotation, cellular component: membrane.
GGGGCGGGGCCUGAGUGGCCGCGGCGGCCGCGGCGGCAGCACGACGGAGCAUCCUGGCGGCGCCACCGGAGAGAUUACGUAGCCGGGACAUGCAAGUGGAAUUAGGCCUUGCUGCCGAGACUUCGUCAUCUUACUACCUGACCCAUUUAUGAUGAGGUGGCUUGUGAAAGUGUGAUGUUUGCUUAUUUCUUGACAGAGGGUCUGCAGAUCUACUGUGUGGGGACAGGAUAGACAACGCCUCUCACACAGGCCACAGUAAACAUAGGUGUGCAGGAAGCAUUUGCCAUGGAAACCAGGGAGCUUGGGAGCACCACCCCCUCCUACCAUCUCAUCCCUGAUGCCAGCCAACCCAGGAUGGAAGAAGAUGUUGGCUCACCACCUCAAAACUCCCUGGAAACUAUGCAGCUGAAGAAGGAGAUCUCCCUGCUGAAUGGAGUCAGCCUGGUGGUGGGCAACAUGAUAGGCUCAGGGAUCUUUGUCUCACCCAAGGGUGUGCUGGUACACACUGCCUCCUAUGGGCUGUCACUGGUUGUGUGGACCAUUGGUGGGCUCUUCUCUGUUGUGGGUGCCCUUUGCUACGCAGAGCUGGGGACUACUAUCACCAAGUCGGGGGCCAGCUAUGCUUAUAUUCUUGAGGCCUUUGGGGGCUUCAUUGCCUUCAUCCGCCUGUGGGCCUCACUGCUCAUUGUUGAGCCCACCAGUCAGGCCAUCAUCGCCAUCACCUUUGCCAACUACAUGGUCCAGCCCUCCUUCCCCACCUGCAAUCCCCCGUACCUGGCCUGCCGUCUCCUCGCUGCUGCUUGCGUAUGUCUGCUGACAUUUGUGAACUGUGCCUAUGUCAAGUGGGGCACACGUGUGCAGGACACGUUCACUUACGCCAAGGUCCUAGCGCUCAUUGCCAUCAUUGUUAUGGGCCUUGUUAAACUGUGCCAGGGACACUCUGAGCACUUUGAGGACGCCUUUGAGGGUUCCUCCUGGGACGUGGGAAACCUCUCUCUUGCCCUCUACUCUGCCCUCUUCUCUUACUCAGGUUGGGACACCCUUAAUUUUGUAACAGAAGAAAUCAAAAACCCAGAAAGAAAUUUGCCCUUGGCCAUUGGGAUUUCUAUGCCAAUUGUGACGCUCAUCUACAUCCUGACCAACGUGGCCUAUUACACAGUGCUGAGCAUUUCAGAUGUCCUUAACAGUGAUGCCGUGGCUGUGACGUUUGCUGACCAGACAUUUGGCAUAUUCAGCUGGACCAUCCCCAUCGCUGUUGCCCUGUCCUGCUUUGGGGGCCUCAAUGCAUCUAUCUUUGCUUCAUCAAGGUUGUUCUUCGUGGGCUCCCGUGAGGGCCACCUCCCAGACCUUCUGUCCAUGAUCCACAUUGAGCGUUUUACACCUAUCCCUGCUUUAUUAUUCAAUUGCACCAUGACACUCAUCUACCUCAUCGUGGAGGAUGUUUUCCUGCUCAUCAACUACUUCAGCUUCAGCUACUGGUUCUUCGUGGGCCUGUCUGUCGCUGGACAGCUCUACCUUCGCUGGAAGGAGCCCGAGCGGCCCCGGCCUCUCAAGCUGAGCCUGACUUUUCCCAUCGUGUUCUGCAUAUGCUCCGUGUUUCUGGUGGUUGUGCCCCUCUUCAGUGACACCGUUAAUUCGCUCAUUGGCAUCGGGAUUGCCCUCUCCGGGAUCCCUGUCUACUUCCUGGGUGUUUACCUGCCAGAGUCACGGAGGCCAGUCUUUAUUCGGAAUGUCCUGGCUGCUGUCACCAGAGUCACCCAGCAGCUUUGCUUUUGUGUCCUGACUGAGCUUGAUGUAGCUGAAGAGAGAAAUGUUGAGAGGAAAACUGACUAGAGGCCAGAGGUGACUUCCCCUGAAGCCCAGAAAGCUGGCCACAGGUGGCUACGGCCACCAAAGUCCUGAUAACAAGACUGUAUGGGCCCAACUCUCCUGAAUUAAAGGAGCCUGUUGACCCAUAUCAUAUAAGGGUUCUCAGGGCAAUGCUCACUGUCACUGGUACGCUCCCGGAAGACACUCAGGGUCUGGGGCCAGCCUCAAAGUGGGGACUUCAGAGGAUGGGGGGCAGGUUGGGGAACAGGGGAAUGGUCAUUUUGUUUUACUCCUGGUGGGUAGGUGCAGCUCUUACUUGUAAGUUGUGGGGGAAGGAGUGCUAGGUUGCUAGCUAAGUCUGGUAGCUUCUGAAUUUGUUAUCUGAGGUUUGAACCAGGAGUCUCUAUAGUGGGGCUGCUUUAUGGAAAUUUUUCAUCUGACCAGGUCCAAGCAUCUGACUUUAGAGGCCUGAAAUGCUACCAUUUCUUCCUCUGGCUCAAAAUCCUUCUAUGGGGAGAGAGUUGUAUUCCAUUAUUUAUUGUGAUAUGAUUUAAUCCAGAACGCCAAUUCUAGGAAAGCAUUAGCAUUCAUUCAUUCAUCUACAGGAUGCAACAGGCUGACUAUUUAAAAAUUCAAAGUACCCGAGUCCCUCUGCCCUAUGUGGUGGUAAGUCAGACUCUGAUCACAGAUUUUAUGUUCGUUUAGCACAAUCUUCUGUUAAGUCUUAUCUGCAACAGUGAACUUUAAAGAUUUUUCUACUCAUGGACCUGUUAUAUGUUAGUAUAUAGAUCACGUUUUAAGUCCCUGGCUCAGGUCCAGCAAGGGCAAAUGAACAAAUUCCUGAGUCAGAAGCCUGGUAACAAUGUGAAGGAUAAUCCUUUAUUUUAAUUGAGACCAUGGGUCUUUGUUCUAGUUGAUAGAAAGUAAAUCUCUGGGUUUCUGGCAUGAACUUCAAGAGGGCCAAAACUGCUCUGCAAUUCAGGUGGACCGCCUGAAUUCUUUCAGCUGUCAGUGGCUUGGAGAACAUUUCAUGGGCCCAAAUCAUCAAAUAACUUGUUUCUCUCUGUAAGGGCCAGUGUGAGGGACUGCUGUGCAGACCCAAGCAAGCCUACCCUGGUGCUAUAUAAGAGGUCAUUGUCUUUUUUUGAAAACCUCACAUCAGGCUGCAUCCUCCUCUUCUGUCUCUGGCACAAGGCUUUGUUUACAUUUGGAGCUGCCUUGGUGUGGGUCAUCGGAAUAAUGCACUCUUCUCCUGCCGACCUCGCUGUGCUCCUGAGGUCUGGUGGGCUUCAGUCUCAGGAAGAGCUUGGUACUUGUGGGGACUUCUAUUUUCUCCCUGUGGAGAUCUGUGAAGACUGGGAGAAAAGCCACUUCAACCUCAAUCUGGCUCCUCAGCAGACUGCAUGAACGGAAGCAACCAAUUCCGGUGCUCAGGCUGGGCUUUGGCACCCUGGUCAGGCCAGAGCAGUAGGUCUGGCCUAAUGGAUCUUCCUGCAUGGGCAGGGCAGCUGCAUUGGCUUGUACAACUGUUUUGUGAUACCCCCACUGUCAUCCUGGGCCCAGAAGAACCAGCUGACUUGGCACACCUCACGGGCCUCUGAUCCUUAUGUUUUGGAAAUGGUCAACAGUAAAGUCAAGAACUAUGAGGCAGUCUUCCUUUCUGACCAUUCUUCUCCACCAAACUUGCCCAGUCGCAGACAAAGGAGUAACCUUGAAUACACCUGCUCAAUAAAGAAGAUUGAAGGGAGCAUGAUCACUGUUAACUUGGGUUCAGGGCUUGCAUCUGUGACAACAUGGGAGGACGUUCCUACUGUCAUGGGUUGAGGAUUUGUAUAGCAAUUUCUUGCCUGACGACAGGGAGUCUUGUGCAAGGCUGACUUACCUAAACUAUAAAAACAUGAUUCCUAUCUGAGCCAAGCUGGCACCUAUCCCAGGGCUCCUCUGGAGCUAAUCCUUGAAGCAACGUGUGCUUAUCUUCAGGACCCCUGACUCUGGCUUUAGAUUUCUCCACCCAAUAACCAGCUAAUCCCAGGAAUUUGCUGCCCCCCAGUGGCUCCUAAGGGAAGAAAUGGCCUCACACUCCAGGUACCCCAGUACUUGCUUAGCAAGCCAUGUUAUCCCUUUCUCAUUUUUGGAUAAUGAAAGCAUUUUUCCCUCUGUGCUGGAUCCAGACUUCUCCCAGGAACCCUUCUGUGGGCACAGUGCCAGAGACUCCCUACAGCACUCAGGCUUCAUGGUGGAAUUAAUUUCUGCCAGUUCUUUGUUGUUUCCCUCCAUAAGUCCUUCUCCUGGUGUGCUAAUCCCCUCUAAAGUGGGUACAGUGUGUGACGUUGUCAGCCCUUUAAUGUUGGCGAAACUUUAAUGAGUACAUAAACAGUAGUGAGCACAUGAUAAUGGCACAGAGUGGUUUUUAAUCCUUCAUUUCUAUGCCUAUAGAAGGAAACUAAGAUGACUAGUAUUAGACACGGAAAUUGCUGCCUCUUAAUUACAACACCGAGUUUGUGGAUACUUAGAAUGGAAAAACUAAUAGUCGAUUUGAUGGUUUAAUUAGCUACAAGAGUAGGGCCUGAGCACACAGAAUUUAAUCACUUCAGUAGGUUUAACAACUCCACGUAGAUAGGAACUAAUGUAAAGGCUUAUAAAAUGGACAUAAAGUCAAAGAAUGGGUGGAGGUAGGAUGGAGGAGAGAUGAUUGUGAAAUCUUAAAAGAGGUGGGAAGAACCCAUGUCCCUGUGUAAUUCACUUUCACACAGGAUAGUGAGUCAAACUGUCAGAGGGCAAGAGGAUACCCCUUGAAUCGAAUAUUCUGUGUGUUGUUUCCCUAGACCUGUCCUGUGCAGUACAGCAGCUACUAGCCACACGCAACUAAUUAAAUUAAAGUGAAAUAUAAAUUAAAGACUCAGUUCCUGAAUUGCACUAAUCAUAUUGCAGGUGUUUGACAACCAUAUGUGGCUAGUAGCACUACUGCAUGGUGCAGACACAGAACAUACUCAUCACCACAGAAAAUUCUAGUGGACAAUGUUAUGCUAGAAGAAUAAACACCAACCCGGUCAGAACAAAGGCAGCUGUGGUUUGGGGAGGAAUAGGGACAGAGAGUUUGCUCGUGGGAGAUACAAGUUCUGGUAACAAAAUUGGUCUUAUUGAUAACAGUUUGUUUUGGGUGAGUGCUACGAAUACUAAACAUUUCUCCAUGGAAAGCCACAUUCAGAGUGUGCUUUCUUUUUCCUCACUUGCCUUGAGUCCUUAGUGUCUGUGAUCAAUUUUGAAACUUCUGUCUCACCACCCCUCCCCCUUUUUGUGUAAGUACAAUGGGAAAACACCUUAGAUAUUCAGAUUUAAAAAGUUUUAAAGGGAUCACUUGUUUGCAUGGUCAAAGCUGGUUUUUACUAAACACAAUGUAUCAACAUUCAUACAUAUUCUGUUCAUUGGCACCACUGCCAAAGAAAGACUUCACUCUUUAUAACCAUGUCAGAGUCUAGCAGCAGGGAGGCAGAGACAACUGUUACCUGAAAUCUCCCACAGCUCACAGAGAUUCUACUUCUUGCCCUAAUGGCCAUUACUAUCUGCUGUGCUGUAUAAGGCACCCACUGUAGUCCUUUUAGAUUCCCUCUAUUAAAAAGAACAGGCUUUUACUGGAGGCAGGCAGCCUAGUGGUGUGGGAAAGCAGAACCUGAUUGCUGAUGAAACAGGAGCCUCUCCUUCCCUUGUGAGUUCAGCAUAGGACAGCUGGAAUGCCAGGAGUAAUGCCUGUGCCAGGAAACUAAAGGAACCUUCAUUUUUACAUUCUUUUUUUUUGCCCCCCAGACUGUAGGUCACUUUUGAUUGAGGCAAGGGUGCCCUACUAUUAGUAGAAGAGACUUACUCCCUUAGCAUAAGUUUCCACUGUGGUGGGAUGGUACUGUUGGAUAGACUUUUUCCUUCCCCGUGUUAGGCUAGGAAACCUAAGAGGAAGUUACCACAGCAGAUAAUAUUGUUGUCACAGGGCCUGUGGUAGAAGCUCAUGGAUGUCACAAGACCAUCAGUCCGAAUCCAAGUCAUGGGGGUUCUCGUAGCCAAACUCCUUCUGUACAUCCAAAGGGUAUUUAUUCCACAUCUGAUGUCUGCUGCUGCCUCUUUCCUCCUCACUGAGGCUGUUAUAUUCAUCAGAGCCUAGAAUGAGAUACCAGGAGUGGUCUCUUAACUGGAGAAUGUAUGUAUGAUUUUUUAGGCUAUCACAAGAGACCCUUCCCUUCUCAUGAAGUUUAUUUUCUUGUUCCCUGUUACAAAAUACUUAAUAAAGAAAAUCUAGAUUAUAGAA